UACUGUAGUAAGUAUUUGUACUAAUGCGUGUCACACUGUAGUAACGAUCAACACCUUAAAAUGUAUGGGAAGAUGGAGACAGACGGGACUUGGAACAAACCAUAUUAUAGCACAGAUGAAUUGCCGCUUUGACCAAUGGAACCAUCUGAGCCCGAGUUUCUGGGAAGCCCGGCCACAGUCUAUAAUAUGCUUAUUAUGUCGAGAGCAGCCUUUAGUUUGACUUUUUUUUUUCUUCCUGCCUCAAAAGAAGAGCUGUUAUGCGUUAGAGUGGUAUACUACACCGAAUAUGGACUUUUCUCUUUGCUCUUUACCAGAAUGGGAUGGCAAUAGCAAUAGCAGCAGCAGUAGUAGUAAUAGUAUAGAUCAGACAUACAAACUCGUUG
Molecule: messenger RNA, 383 nt
Organism: Zychaea mexicana
Lineage: Eukaryota; Fungi; Mucoromycota; Mucoromycetes; Mucorales; Lichtheimiaceae
Exons: 1
Coding region: 136-330 (64 amino acids)
Source: RefSeq, a predicted model, not a curated record